AAAAAAAUGUUGCUGUAAAAAAAUGUUUAAUGCUCACUGCCAACAUGAUCUAUUUGUAUCUACGGUAUAAUCGCUUGAUCAAAAGAAUACAUAGCUUCUUUAUAGGUCUUUUUCACCCCUUCCACACACAUUGCUAAAUUUGCUCUAAUUGAGCUUGUGAGAGUAGAUAAUAUAGAUUUACCAUCAUUGUAAACCAAUGCAUCUCUAUGAAUAAUAAAUCCCUCAUGAAAAAUGUGUACACUGUAUUUGUCUUUGAUAUAGUUUUAUGAUUACCUUGGUGGUAAGUGGUGUUUCACAUAAUGAAAUUAUGGUUGGGUGCAGUUAUGACAUAACAGCCUCACUUCUCUCAGUCAACGGUAAUGACUUCCUAAUGGAAGGUAAUGGAAAAAAGCAAGUGGUCCGUCUGUCUUUCCACUGUGGUACUGUGGUACUGUGGUACGUCCAUUCUGUAGAUGUUAUAAAUUCUCCUGUGUGCUGUCAGCAGAUGUGGUCUACAAACUAUUGUGGUGUCAGAAGCACGGGCUACAGCGAGAUAAUAAAUUUGCGGUAAGAUCAGUUUAUGUAAAUGUUAUUGUAUUGUUGUUAAUCGUUACUUGCUGUAUCCAAGUGUUUGAUACUGUGACUCAGCUUGACAUCCUAUUGACAUAUUGCCAUAAUUGAAUGGAUCAUCCAUGCAUUAUGUAUCACAGAUGUACUUGUGGCUCCUGAUUGGCGAGUAUUGAUUGAUGUGGAGUGUUGCUCACAAUGUGGGUGUGUGCAUGAUGAUGGGAGGUGCUCAAGCUCACGAGUUCACAGUUGCAGAUGCUACCGAUCACACUGUUGGAUAUUGAACCAGUACAGACAGGUAAUCUUAAAAAGAAAACUAUUUGGUAGAAAUAAUUCAGCCAUAUAAGGUUGUUCAUUUUCAACUUCAGUGUAGAGGUGCAUUUCUUGUAUGAUUCUUUAACCUAACAUGUAAAAGUGAGGUUCCAAGAAUGAUUUAUUGCUUUCUUUCUUUAGAGAAGUUAUUGAGGUUAUUAUAUAUAAUACCAUUAUUCAGGAAGUGCUUUGUAUGCGUCUCUCAUGCUGUGUACGCUCUUCCCUUUGCUUUGCAUUAGAUGACAGCUCCUUUAAAGCUCCCUGUGAAUGAUCAGGAGGGUAUCGAGCUUGAGAAAAUAGAGGACCAUGUGUCUGAUGGUAGCAUCCCCAGGCCAGUGAUGGACAAACCACCUAAAAAGAUGACAGGCAAGUUGGCAAGUGAGGUAUGCAGACUGAGCACCAUCUCAGAGCAAGAACCAGACACCAAUCCCAGUUCCCAUGAUCCAAUGGGUGGCAGUGAAGUGGGUGGGUCCAGCUCCUCCUUGUGUUCUGACAAGUUUAAGAACAGCAGCAGUCGUUUUUCUUCUGAAGAUUCAUACGCGCCUGGCAGUGGAGAUGACUGUGCAACACUUCUUCUCGCCUGUCUGCAUUGUCGUUUCCAUGAGUUUAUGGUCCUCCUGCCGGAUACAUGCGAGAGAGCUGUGAGUCGCUGUUUUCCCUCAUUCAAAUAUAUCACAGCAUCCAGUGAGAGAGACCAGCGGGGAAAGGACUGCUGCAACAACCACCUGGAACUGGACUGUAACUGCUGUGGCUCAUGUCAGGACGCAGGAGAACUUAUAGAGCUGGCCAUGGAGAUAUCAGAGGUGUGCUAUCGCUGAUAAAUUCCUCACCACCUUGAAUUCCCUUCAAAAACAAAAUCAAAAACAUGAAUUUUAAACACUUGAAUGCUCAACAAAAAAAAAAUUACUGUCUCAUCUUAUUCACAAAUGUAAUAAAAUGCGUGUAUUACUAAAGUUGUUUUUUUAUAUUAUUCGCAUGUAAAAAAAAUAAUAGGAUCUAUAGCUUGUGUGCCUCAACAUUAUUCAAGCAGAUGACUACUGCCACCUGGUGAAACAGAGUAGAGUUGUUUGUUAUAAUAGAAGACACAAAUAGCUCAUUUUUGUUACAGCCACACUCGCACCACUGUGCAAAGUCAUUCUAACACUCGGUCCUGUCAGAGUGGACCGGUGGACACAAGUGCAGUAUGUCUAGUCAGUGACAUCCUGUAUGUUUCCGGUGUCAGUCCAUAACGAAUGACAGAGUGGGUGAAGCCAUUUAGGGGGCCGGGGAUCUGGAAGCAUGCUUUCAAAUAACAAAUCCAGCAACAAACUGAGAUCAAUCUGGUCCAAGUGAAAGGAACAUGGAUUUAACAAACAGAGCAGUGU
This is a messenger RNA of Etheostoma cragini (Arkansas darter), 2222 nucleotides long. RefSeq names its product myoD family inhibitor domain-containing protein 2-like. The record is from RefSeq and is a predicted model, not a curated record. The transcript is spliced from 5 exons. Bases 1098 to 1676 code for a protein of 192 amino acids. NCBI's taxonomy places the organism in Eukaryota, Metazoa, Chordata, Actinopteri, Perciformes, Percidae.